ACCCCAUGACUUCGGACGGCUUCAAGCAUGACAGCCACUCGUGACGGUUUCUCGGCAAUUAUUGAUCAAGGCGGCCACGGCAUCUCACUACGCAGAAGCCCAGUUGCAGCUCGCAAUACCACUAAUCUUGAUAAACUCACCCGUACUCAGACUUGCGAAAACAGCCGCCUCCCAUGUCUACCACGACGACCACUGAAGCGCCACAGAGCUAUAAGCUCGAGCUUAUGUCUGCUUAUGGCACUGUGUUCCGCGAUGUACUGAAAACCCCGCCUCGGGACUGCAACGCCUCCGAGGUCCCCGUCAUCGAUCUCUCCAACCUCCGGGGCACCGAGUCCGAGCGCAAAGAACUCGCCGCCACCAUCCGCGACGCGGCCGAGAACACGGGAUUUUUUUACAUCAAGAAUCACGGCGUUCCCAAGGCGACGAUAGAAGCGGCCUUCAGGCAGGCGCAGACCUUCUUCUCCCAACCCAGUGAGAAGAAGGCGCUCGUCGCACAGAAGAAGUCCAAGUUCUUCAACGGAUGGACAGAGAAGCGCGCUGCGCAAAUUUCGCCGACAGAGACCAAAGACCAUCGCGAGGGGUUCAGCUUUCGUUAUGACCCGCGGUAUGAUCCCGAGACCAAGGAUCCCGAUGCCGUGCCCGAAGAGGUGAAGCCGUGGAUGAAACAUGAGGAUUUUGUGUGGGAGGGAACGAGCCAUUUACCGGCGUUCAAAGAGGAAAUGAUUACCUAUUGGCAGAGCUGUCUCACACUUGCGAGAAGUCUUAUCAAGCUUUUUGCUCUGGCGUUGGAUGUACCAGAGACGUACUUUGACGAUGUCAUCACAUAUCCAGGAAGUGACAGUGUGGUCAAUUACUACCCCAAAAACACUGAAGCGCAAGACGCCAUCAUCGACGUCGGUCUCGGAGCACACACCGACCUUCAGUGCUUCACCCUGCUCUGGCAAGACAGCGUUGGUGGGCUGCAAGUCCUUACAAAGGAUGGUCAGUGGAUCAAGGUGCCGCCAGUCCCCGACACCUUCGUCAUCAACAUUGGCGACUUCUUUCAGAGGCUUUCCAACGACCGUUUCCAGUCGACGGUGCACCGGGUCUUCAACUACGCCCCCGAGGACCGGUACUCGAUGCCUUUCUUUUUCGGUUUCAACCACAACGAGCAGUGCGCCGUGUUGCCGACGUGUACCGACGAAAAGAACCCACCAAAGUAUGAACCGAUUAGUUGCGGUGAGUGGUGUCGACGCAGGUUCGACAAGACGUUCGAGUUUUCAAACUCGAAGCUGUCUAAAUAAGAGACAUUGAUGAAGAGGCACGACGAAGUAGAGUGGUCAACACUUCCAUUGUGCCCGUCGGUAAUAGAACUAGCAUUGAGAAAUGAAAUUCAACGAUGCUGAUCUUGAAACAA
Colletotrichum destructivum is the source of this 1396-nucleotide messenger RNA. Its product is annotated as Putative oxoglutarate/iron-dependent dioxygenase, non-hem dioxygenase domain-containing protein. The transcript is spliced from 3 exons. The record is from RefSeq and is a predicted model, not a curated record. Gene Ontology annotation, molecular function: 2-oxoglutarate-dependent dioxygenase activity. Bases 174 to 1283 code for a protein of 369 amino acids. NCBI's taxonomy places the organism in Eukaryota, Fungi, Ascomycota, Sordariomycetes, Glomerellales, Glomerellaceae.